Coccidioides posadasii C735 delta SOWgp is the source of this 1338-nucleotide messenger RNA. The record is from RefSeq and is a predicted model, not a curated record. NCBI's taxonomy places the organism in Eukaryota, Fungi, Ascomycota, Eurotiomycetes, Onygenales, Onygenaceae.
AUGGCGGCAAUGAAGGUGGCCGCACCCCAGAGAAAACGAAUCUUGAAAGUCCUAUUUACCUCUCUCCUCUUGGAUCUGCGAGAUCCUUCGCCAACUUCCCUCCUAAACCGCAUACUCCACUACCUCAACGCCUAUAAGAAUGCCUUUGCAAAGCCCAUCGACUCCAGAUAUGACGUUGUUCUCCUUGGAGGAGCCCUCGGUUCUCUCUUCUCAUUCCUCCAAGCGAUCGCAGCCCCGUUCAUUGGGCACAUCUCCGAUAAAAAGGGGCGCCGCACCGCUUUGCUCUGGUCGAUGAUGGGAAAUAUAGCGAGUGUUGUUCUGUGGGUUGCAGCAACGGACUUUCGAACGUUUCUCGGCAGCCGCAUCGUGGGCGGACUGAGCGAAGGGAAUGUACAGAUUGCGAAUGCGAUUGCGACCGAUAUAAGUGAUGAAAACCAGAGGGGGGGAACGAUGGCACUUGUUGGUGCUUGCUUCAGCAUCGCGUUUACGUUUGGGCCUGCAAUUGGAGCAGCACUGGCGAAUGUCACAGCCGUCACGGACAAUCCGUUCGCUGUUGCCGCGGGAUGCUCGCUCCUAUUGAUAUUGGUAGAGACUGUUUACAUCUACUUCUGCUUACCGGAAACGCAUCCACGAUAUUCCAAGUUGGUCGACAAGAAGCCUUCUCCUGAGGAGUCUCUGCAGAAGCAACCCGUCGAUAAAGCACAUAGCGAUAAAAGGGAAACGACACCGUCCUGCCCUCGAAAAUACACCAACAACCCCUCCCUCCUCAAUAUAACGCAUUUCCUCUUCCUCCUCCCUUUCUCGGGCCUCGAAUUCUCUCUCCCUUUCCUCACAGCCACACUCUACUCCCAAAUAUCUCCCGCACACUCAGCAGCCAACCCUUCCGCCCUCAACGGCCGUCUUCUCUCCGUCAUGGGCCUCCUCUCCUCCCUCCUCCAGGGGUCCAUAGUCCGCCGUCUCCCACCCCUGCUCACCGUGCGCAUCGGGGUCCUGACAUGCACUCUAUCAUUUUUCUUCCUAGCGCGCAUCUCUUCGCUCUCCGGGCUAUACGCCGCAGGCUGUUUACUCGCCGUGACCAGCGCCACGGUGGUCACCGGGCUCAACAGCCUGGGAAGUCUUGAGGCCGGGGAGGGUGACCGAGGCGUGUUCCUGGGCCGGCUGAGAAGCUGGGGACAGGCGGGGAGGGCCACGGGGCCAAUGCUUUUCUGUACUUUGUUUUGGUGGGGUGGAAGGGAGGUCGCCUAUAAUGUCGGUGCUGUCGCCAUGUUGGGUGUUUGUGCGGUUGUUUUUGGCGCUUUGAAAUCCCCGGUGAGUGGGAACAAGAUUGGGAAGAGGUGA